AUGGAAACUGAAAACACAUCAGAUGUGUGUGCAGCUGUUGUUAAAGGCCAAGCCCUUUUUAGAAAGAAUGCAGCACAACACUUGUCUGAUCUCACAAUGCUGCAACAAACUAAUCCAUCAUUCAAGGAAUCUUUGGCAAAAGAUAUAGAAUGUAUCAGGGUUGAUGGGGCCUCUGAUGACGGGCCAGGGCAUGACGAAGUCCAAUUUUAUUGGACUGAGAGACAUUUGUCAAUGAGCAAGGCAUGUACGAUUGUUACUACAAGGCACAGUGGUUCCAGUUACCUUAACAAAGUCGAACUCCUGAAUGGAUGUAUUUCUGUAGGUCAUUCUAAUGUUUUCAUACCAUGAACGUUGAAUGGACCAUGCUAUACAGAUGAAGGCUCAGUUGAUAAAGAGAAAGUGAAACCAAACCAGGACACUGCAACUGAUGUCUACAUUGACCAUGUUUCUGGUUCAACGUUCAAUGGGAAAGAAAUUUAUUUCACAAAAGGGGCAAGUGAUGCUCAGGCAAUUAACAACCAAACCAGACGCGAUCACCUUUUGGUGUUCUUGAAAGGAAGUAACAAGUAA
Molecule: messenger RNA, 570 nt
Organism: Porites evermanni
Lineage: Eukaryota; Metazoa; Cnidaria; Anthozoa; Scleractinia; Poritidae
Source: the annotation of a GenBank genome assembly